This is a messenger RNA of Colias croceus (clouded yellow), 1420 nucleotides long. It is a transcript of the gene cact, whose product is annotated as NF-kappa-B inhibitor cactus. Bases 235 to 1278 code for a protein of 347 amino acids. Gene Ontology annotation, molecular function: protein binding. The record is from RefSeq and is a predicted model, not a curated record. Lineage: Eukaryota; Metazoa; Arthropoda; Insecta; Lepidoptera; Pieridae. The transcript is spliced from 5 exons.
UCAUUCAUUUCUCCCGUCUACAAUACAAGUUACAACAGCUCUGCUUCGAAUUCACUAAACUAAUUUUCAUGCAUUGCAUUCACGAUUGUUUUGUGCGAUGGUUGUUUUUGUGUUGACGUAAAUAAAUUCAUUAAUUUUAAACAUGCUAUUGUGUUGGUGCUAAUACUAAGUGAUAUACCUACGGAUUUCGAUUUCUGUCGUGUUUUAUUAUAAUUAAAUUAAGUGUUAUUCAAUAUGAGUGCCAAGAAAGUUUUCGAUACAAAAAUUCACGAGGAUGAAAACACAGAUUCUGGUUUUCUAUCCGGGCCUCUGAGUGAACAGCUGGUGUCAGAAGAAUUCGACCCGGUUGAGGAGCCUAAACACGAAGUACCAAAGGAGAGCAGUGACAAAAAUGUGAUCAGUGAUACAGUGGACUUAGAUAGUGGUUUAGAUUUAUGUUUAUCGGAGCGUCUUUCGAGUGUGAAUUUAAGCGAUUCGACGCCAGUAGCCCAACCGCCUCUAAUUAUAAUUGGAAACGAGAAGCCCCAAGACAUCCCACCCCUCGCCAUAUUAUUUCAACAAGACGAUGACGGAGACACACAACUCCACAUUGCUGCAGUACAUGGCUGUGAGAAAUCAGUGGGCACACUCAUCAGGGUGUGUCCAGAUAAAGCGUGGCUCGACAUCCCCAACGACUAUGGCCAUACCGCCUUACAUCUAGCAGUGCUCGCUGGCCAUGCGGUCGUUACAAGGAUGCUUGUACGAGCAGGCGCCUCACUGGCCCUCAGAGACCACACGGGAGGCACGCCGUUCCACUUAGCAGUAGAGAGAAAUAACACAGACUGCCUCCAAGCGCUACUUGGCCGCAGUUCAGAAAUCCCACCUAGAAAAUUAUCCACAAUACUGGACCAGAAGAAUUACAGAGGUCAGACUUGCGUGCAUUUGGCAGCUUCCGCCGGUCACGUGAAGUUAAUACAAAUGCUAGUCUACUACGGCGCUGAUAUUAAUGCUAUGGAAGGCCUAGCGGGCUGGACGCCGCUGCACAUCGCGGCGCAGCGCGGCGACACACAGCUCGUCAAGCACUUGCUCGAGCGGUGUCCCAAGCUGGCCAGCGACACGCGUGACUACGCGGGCCGCACCGCGCGCCGCGUUGCCUCCCGCGCGGUCGUGGACAUGCUGCGACGUGAUGAUGAUGACAGUGACAGCGAGGAUGACAUGUAUGACAGCGACGGUGACGUCGAGAGCUUUUUCUUAACAAACUUCUGCCAGAACCAGAUGAACCCCAUCAACGUGGCCUGAACACACAAACAGACAAACACACAAACAACAGUAUUACGUGGCAUUCAUAAACGCUUAGUGAUUAAACAACCAAUCAAAUGACAUUAUAUUGACGCGAAAAAAUCGACCAAUCACAGCGGAGUACGCUUUUCGCGCGCUACAA